Dryobates pubescens (Downy woodpecker) is the source of this 843-nucleotide messenger RNA. RefSeq lists its product as uncharacterized. The record is from RefSeq and is a predicted model, not a curated record. The transcript is spliced from 5 exons. Bases 1 to 843 code for a protein of 280 amino acids. NCBI's taxonomy places the organism in Eukaryota, Metazoa, Chordata, Aves, Piciformes, Picidae.
AUGAGCUCGGAAAACCCAAACGAGCUCCCGAGCGGGCGGUCUAAAGGCGGAGCGCAGGGCCGGCGCAGGGCCAGGACGAGCCGCGACACCGGGGCUGCUGGCCCCAGCAGCGCCAAGAGGAUUGCGAAACUCCCGGGAAGAGUAACCAGCCCCCGCCGAGCAGAGCUGCGCUCCAGCGGCAGAGAACGGAGAGAGCUCCGCCGGUUUACCUUCAACAGGUGCAGGCGCCGGCGGCAGGGAGCCCCGUGGGCUCGGACCGUCCGAGUUGCCCGAACGGGAGCGGCGGCGCCCAGGAGCCGGGCACGGGCGACGGCCGGCUGGUCAGAGGCGCUACGGCAGCCCCCGGCGGCCGCCCAUGCUCCCGGAGGGCCCCGCCGCCGCCACAGCAGCCGGAGUCAGCGCGAAGGAGGCAGCGGCUGUGGCCACCUCCGAAAGGAAGGAGAAAAGCAGCAGGGAGCGAGGGAGGGAAAAGCAGAAAGAGAGAAACCGCCUCGAAAGAAAUUAAUCGUCACAUCACGGUCGCGAUCCGCCGCCGUCCCCCGACAGCCCGAACCUAUGCCGGGGAGCCGGGGAAAAGCUGCGAGGAGGGGACACACCUGUAGGCGCAGCACAUAUCCGCUAAACACUAACAUGAGUGAAUGCAGAGCACAUUUCCCACCUGUGCGUAAAGCACAUCACGUUUGCUUUAGCAUCUUGAUUCUGUCCACGUUCAGACAUCAAAUUUGUCUCAACUAUAAGAGACUGCAGCAACGGUUGCUGGUCCAGAGUGGCACGCAUGCUGUCUGCACAGCAUGGCUGCCUGCACUGCCAGGACAACUGGCUGCUGCCAGCCACAGCCCUUAA